This is a messenger RNA of Bursaphelenchus xylophilus (pine wood nematode), 1074 nucleotides long. NCBI's taxonomy places the organism in Eukaryota, Metazoa, Nematoda, Chromadorea, Rhabditida, Aphelenchoididae. The record is from the annotation of a GenBank genome assembly.
AUGCCGGAUGUGGAUUACACGAUCAAGAACGCCCUGGAAAAUGCGAAUCAUGUGGGAAAAGUGAACGUUGUCGCGCGUGAAGUCCAUAGAAUACUCCUAUUCUCACCGAUUUUGAUGUCGUUUCAAGAUCUUAAACGUCAAUUAUACGAAGAGUUUGGUGUGGAUGCAGAUUGCGUUGGCGUGAGACUUGGGUACAAAGACUUUGAGAUGUUCUGCCGGCAUAAUUUGGCGAUGAAAAACGUCAUUGAGUCAAUUAACAACGAAAUGAUAACACCGAUAGUCCAAGAAUGUAUGAAGGCCGUAGUAGAUCAGAUACGACAAUCUCACGAGGAAAGGGAAGAAGAAAGGAAAAAGAAGUCAAAGUAAGUUGAAUACUUUUACUUUAUUUGUUGUCUUUUAGUCCUCGCUGGAAAGUGAAGAUGGAUGAGGAGCUGGAUUGGUUCCAGAAAAAAGGGUUUUAUCCUUCAGACGACGAACUUGAUGUAAGUAUCCAAUCUGCCAACUGGUUGGACAAAUUAAAGCAGCAAUUAUUUUGUUUUAGGCCCGGCACAAGAUAGUUCUCGCGUUAUGGGAGUAUAUGAAACGAACGCGCCGGAAUAAAUGUAGUCAUGGAGAUAUGAAUAAAUUUCUAGAGGAGUUAUUCAAGCUACGUCUAAAUGCAGCUGUAAGUUUUUUUUUGACAUUUAUGAAUUGUUUUGAUUUUAGUUACACAAGGUGUUUGUCGUAAGGGAUAAAUCAAAUAGGACAGCCAAACUUCCUGAUCUCCAAACGGCCAUGCAAUUUGAGCUUGAAUAUCAAGGAGCGAGAGAUGCCGGGACGAUAUUCUUUAAGUUCAAUUCGCAUGUUCUCAAUUCCAACUAUGAACCCAGUAAGUAGUUGUCAGUUUUAGAUGAGAAUGGUUCUGAACUCCGCUAGCGUGUCUUUUAAUAGACUAAUUCAAUGUUUUCAGAUCUCCAGUUAAUUGAGCAUUAUUAUGACACCAUUCGGAGGCAUCGAAUGGAAUAUGAAGCCAAGAAAGCGGCCGAAGCGAUGAAAGCCGAGCCAAAAACGACGUCAAGUAUUGAGUGGGAUUAG